CUUGCCACGGAGCGUCAACUGCCGAUUGCCGGAUACCCUGUGAACGAACUCCGCCCGCCGUGAUGCUCCCAUCUUUGAACGAUUGCGAUGAUUGUCUGCCAUCAUACUUGCGACGAAGAAGUCUCGACUCGGUGCCAGCUUCGACUAUUGCGUGGUCUCUACUACCUCUAGUACUGACGUGGAUCGCUGUCUUCGCGGUCGCGCAGCGGAGACUCUUCCCGGUACUAUCGGGCGAUGGAGAGGAGCAGGAGAAUGGCCGCGGUGAGCUUCCGCAACACCAUGUCAAGAGUGGGAGCGUGAGCUGGAAGGAGAAAGUGAAGAACCCAUCGGCACAGCGAGUAGCAUCCUGGGUGUUCUCGACGAGCAUCGGACUGUCAGCAGUUCUGGUCGAAUUGCUCCUUUGCGAGAUCUCCAACACACUGAAUCCUGCCGCGAGAGGACUGGCGUUGAGGACGACACUGAGCUCGCUCUUAAUUUUGAGCGUGGUCAUCACACCUGGUUUAGAAAUCCACGGACUUGUCACAGGCACGCUUGGAGGAUCGAAGGAAUCUACAUCGACGAAGAGAGGCAAGUCGUCCUACAUACGACUGAGUUUGGAAAUGGUUCUCUUCGCAGCCUGGAUACUGUUCUUUUGGUACAUUCCACAAGCGUCGAUCCUAAGGAAGAGCUUGCAUGAAGGCGAACGUGGACAUGACGAGAGCAAACAUCCCUUUUCCGAGGCUUGCUUGGAGCGCAUUGGGAUUAUCGGGAUAUCCUUGAUGGCUUCUUUGUCGGGCUUUGCAGCAGUAUCGUCGCUAUGGCAGACAUUUGGCGUCCGACAUCGUACAGUCAAGGAAUCGGACAUCUCACGCAAGGCCUCUGGACUUCAGGCUACACAAGACAUGCUCGCAGCGAAGGCCAGCCGGGUACGCGCUCUCGAGCGUAAGAUGAGCGAGUCCGCAUCGCAGACCGAACAAGCCGGGUUCAUGGGUCGUAUGAUGGGAGGUUUUCGGGGUUCAAAGGAAGCAACAGAACUCCAGUCCCUCCGUAUGGAAGUCUCCGGCCUGGAAACGAUGUCAUUCACGCUCUCCAAUACCCUUAUGAGUACUCGUGCUCGUUACGUCGAGCAACAGCGCUCUAAGACCACCUGGGGCCGAAUCCUCAACGUAGUCAACAUGGGAUUUGCCAUCUACUGCGCCUACCGCAUCAUUGCGACAUCGAUCUCUUCGCUCCGUCGCCUCACGCAGCCAGGCUACACCACUGCGACUACGGAUCCGAUCAACAACUUUCUCGCUCUCGUCACAACCCAUUGGGACAGCAAUCUUGACCGCGAGGCCUGGUCCCGACAGAUCUCUUUCUUGCUGUCCGGCGUUAUGCUCCUGGCGUCCUUCAACGCUGUGUUGCAGACCUUCCGCGUGUUUGCUCGGUUCGCGCCGAAUCUGCUGCAGCAUGCGCAGACGAGUCUGCCGUUGGUUAUCUCUCAGAUCGCAGGCACAUACGUCAUCAGCUCGGCCUUGUUGUUGAGGAGCAAUUUGCCAGCGGAGGUGAGUAGUGUCAUUACGGAGGCUUUGGGUACGCCGUUGGAGGGAGGGUUUGUAAUGGGUUGGUUUGAGAGCUGGUUUCUGGUCGCCGUGGGACUUACUGCGACGGGCAUCCUGGUGGGCCGGAAAGUCAGCGGUGGU
Molecule: messenger RNA, 1661 nt
Organism: Zymoseptoria tritici IPO323
Lineage: Eukaryota; Fungi; Ascomycota; Dothideomycetes; Mycosphaerellales; Mycosphaerellaceae
Gene: MgGPCR
Product: G protein coupled receptor
Exons: 1
Cellular component (GO): membrane
Source: RefSeq, a predicted model, not a curated record